Nezara viridula (southern green stink bug) is the source of this 3754-nucleotide messenger RNA. The record is from the annotation of a GenBank genome assembly. NCBI's taxonomy places the organism in Eukaryota, Metazoa, Arthropoda, Insecta, Hemiptera, Pentatomidae.
AUGUAUUGGGCUUCAUAUGAAGCAAGGCUUUCAAAAUGUAGAGAAGAAGCUGGUGGAAAAUGGAGGCGGCAGAGGCAUCGAAAAGACCCGCCUGACUACUCAACUCAUUUCCCUCGGAUAGGCAGGGAACCUAUAGAUUUGUCCACGAGGAAAUUGAGAGGCUCACCACCAUCUUAUUCUCAAACGAUUGCUAACCAAAAGCAAGCAAGAACCACUGUCAUUACCACAAAUACUUCAAAUCGAACAGUUACAGAUUGUGGUGGAGUUUGUGACCCAAUGAUUGACGAACAUUUCAGGAGGUCACUUGGUAAAGAUUACCUUAGUUCUGCAGAGGAAGGUGAUACCAGUGAUUCUUUCGAAAAAACAGAUACUUCUUCACUUUCUGUUGAUGACCAUUUUGCAAAAGCUCUUGGGAUCACAGAAGACCAUUGGAGGAAGCUACAGAAUGAAACUGAAGGAAAUAAGCCUGACAGUGAAGAAAUAAGGAGGUCUUAGACUUUACACAGUACCAUAUUCACUUUUAGCUCAGAGAUUUAGAUGUACACUUUUUCCCCCUGACCAAUGGCGUAUUACCAUGGCUACACACUCCAUCCAAUAUGUGUUUCUGAAAUGUUUAUAGUUGUAAAGAAUUAGUCAAUCCAUAUCAUUUCAAAAACAAAAUGGUUGUUUUUGGAUAGUAUAAUGUAACAAAAAAAUGUGUUUUUAAAUUCAAUCGGAUAAACAUUUUAAUUCCUUAACCUUCGAGAAGGCUUUUUUUAAGUAUCUACUUGAAGUAAUUUUUUUUUUUCAUCUUUUUACUGUAGCUUUAAAAAAAAAAAAUUAAAUAAAGUACUUCAUUCUUAUUUUUGUUCUAGUUUUCCUUAAAAUAAGGAGCCUUAUUUAUUUAAAAAAGAGGGAAAUGAAAUUAUUGCUGUAGUAGGUUCUUUUCAUAUAAAAUGAAGAACAAGAUUACAUUUCUAUGAGUUAACUCUGUAUCACAUUUAUUCUUAUAAAGAAAUGUUUAUAUUCUUUGCUUAAGGGAGAAAAAUACUUUAUUAAUUCGUAAUAUUUCCCAAAUGCAUUUGAUAUCAUAUCAACCAUUGUAUUAUAACACAAUAUUGAUUAUAAAAUCAGUUUCAAUGAACGUGACAGCUUUGAUAUUUUGGUCCUAUUUUCUUUUCAAUUGCUGAUAUUUUGUAACUUAUUUCUUGUAUUUUUUUCUGUGAUAUAAAAUUGCUCUGAGUAGCUCAGUAAGUAAAGUAAUAUGCAGCUGUCCUCUCACUUGCCCAGGAUCCAGUCUGGUUAUGAUGUAUAAUUAUUUAUUUUGUUGCAUCAGCUGUGGAUCAAACUGGGCACACCUAGCCUCUAUAAAGUUAGUUCUCUUAAUUGAAGAGAAAACCUGGCAGUUAAGCGUGAUUCUGACCUAAUGACCUUGCACAAUGUGCCUGGAAGUAGUACUCUCUUAUUAAAUACUGAACCCAAGAUUAUUCCUAUGUUGCAGGAAUAUAAAUUGUUUAUUAAUAUUUUUAAUUUGCUGUUAUAAUUUAUUACCCCCACUAGUAAUGUUUAGAACAGAGGAUAAGAAGGUAUGAAAUUCUUUUGUCUUAUGAACCUAAUUUUCUAUUGCCUUGCAUGAAUGACCAUCACAGCGUAUAAAUUUUUGCUUCAUUUAAGAAAUCUUAAUUUUUGUGUGAUGGCUGUUUCUAUAAAUAGAUUAAAUACCUUUUUGUCAUUGAUGACUCUUGAGGGUAAUUUUCUUCAGAAAUUGCAUUCAUUGUGCAGUGUAGGUAAUUAUAUUUUAGUAUGGGAUUCUUAUAUUUUCCUUGUUAUGAGACACAAUUCUGCACUUCUUGAAAUUAAAACUUCCCAAGUUUUUGAGAAAAAAGUUAAAACAAUAUCUUUUCUCUUGUGAUGUGAGUGUAAUGUAUCUUAUAUUCUCAAUUGCCCAAUCGAAGGUUAAAUGAAUGUAAUAAUUUUACAUAUAAUAUUAGUAAUGUUAAAAUGAAACUAGAUAAAGAUACUAUUGAUUUAAUGAAUACAUAAAUAAUUGUAUGUUUACAAUUAUAUAAUAUUUCUUUUCUAUGUUAAAAACUUACAUGUCUCUCUUUAUUGUUAGUAACUAUGUAUGUUUACAAAAUGGAAUAAAUAUAAAUUAAAUUAAAGAUUGAAUUAAUUAGAUUAGUCAUUUGUAUUGUGCAAUAAAAUUUCUUUUAUUCUUUAUCUCUAUGGAAAGCAUUUAAAAGACUAAAAUAAAUUGUUUGUUUUGUAUAAUAUUUCUUUAAUAAAAUUAAGUUAUGAAAUUUCAUUUUUAAAUAAAAAUUAUCAACUUUUUUUUUGGUUUUGUGGGUUUACAUUCAGUAUAUGGCUGAUUUUCUUUUUUAAUCCAAAUAAAUAACUUUAUUUGAUGGUCUUAUAAGUAUUAUAUAAUUUACUUAUACAUAUAUAAGGUCAUGUAAAGUAUUAAAAAUAUUGUAUUUGUUUAAUUGUCAGUGCGCUAUGACUUUGCUACAAAGUUUUGUUUGCAGUAAUUAUGCUUCAAUAAUUAAUCAAUCUAUGAUUGAUAUUAAUGAUUGGAUACCCAUUAAACUUAUCAGGAUCGUGUAUUUUAUAUACUAGUUUAAUAUUACUAUAAUUUAUCAUUGUAUCAUAUUGAAUGCAAUAGUUCUAAAUAUUUCUUUGCUCUUCUGAAUGUCUAGGAUUAAUAAAUUUAUACCAAUAUAUUAGGGUGUCACAUAAGUUUCUUCCUUUUUUUUAAUGUGAAAUCAAUAGACAAUAUUUGUUGUUUAAGGUUGAUUUACUGUGUUAUAUAUGAACCGGUUCUCCUCACAUAUUGGUAGAAUGAGGUAGAAUGUUCCAAUAAAACUGUAUCUCUGACCGAAUGUUGUAUUGGCGGUAAGAUAAAAAUUUACAGUUUGAUUGGGACCUCCUACUUAUUCCUCCGUACUCCCCAGACCUUGUCCCAUUCGAUUAAUGCUGGUUUUUCUCAUUAAAAUAACCUCUCUGUGAUAAAUUUCACAAAUCCAAAAACGAAAUAAAAACGCACCUCAAUGAAUAUUUUGGAAGUAAGUCUCAACAAUUUUAGAAAGACGGUAUAAUGAUGUUUACAGAGAGAUGGAAGAAGGUAACAGAGCAAAACAGUUCAUAUAUCACAGUAAAACAACCUUAAACAACAAAUAUCAUCUAUAUAUUUUGCAUAAAAAAAAAAAGGAGAACUUAUGGGACAUCCUAAUAUUUUAUUUAUGUAAUUAUAUGUGUAAACUUAUGUAAGACUACUUAGGUUUAUAUGAAAACAAAUUGUUUAACAAAGCUCAGGGUUAUAUUUUCUCUUUAGAGGACUUAUUUAAUUUAAAAUAAAAAUAAAAAAAAUAUUAUUUAAAUGAAAUUUCAUUGAACUUUAUAAUGACAAAUCCUGACAAAUAGUUGAAAUUUCAUUAAACUUAAUUUAGUAACAUUUUAUGUUACUAAAUUAAGUCCAUAAAGUAUUUUAUGGACUUACUUAAUGUUUAUGAAAUAUUGAUUAUUGAUCUGCAGCCUUUUAGGGCUGGAGUGUCAUGUUUUGGAAAUACGUCUUUGUUUUUAGUUAAUGAAAUCAGAUUAUUUUCAAAAAGAUUAUAUACGUACAUAAUGUAGAUUAUUUAUUAUAGUUAAGGACAUGUACAUGAACACUAUCUUAUUUUUAUUUAAUUUUUUUUUUUUCAUAAAAAUUACUGUAAGGAGCUUUAUUUUUAUUUGAAUCUACAUUUUCUAUUGUUUAUAAUGUAUAUAUAGUGUUAUA